GAAGUAGUGUAUUUAUCUUUGACGCGUAUUUAUUCAGUUUUGAUUGGCUGAUAAAAAAUGUUGUCAAAAAAAAAAAAGGUUAAUUCUGCAUGUCUUUUCUGUUUUGUUUAAUUAAUAAAUGACGUUUGAAGAAGAAAUUGUUUUACGACUAAAACGAAACGGUACUUUUGAUUCUAUAAGAAAGCAACUACUAUCAGAGUUCCAAUCUGGUGAUGCUGGGCAAAAGUUUUUAGACAAACUUAAAGCAUUCAUGGAAGAUUUAGUUCAUAGAGAUCCUAGUUUAUUAGAUAAGGACUCUUCCUUUUUUUACGAUUAUGUUUCUGCUGAACUUGAAAGAUCUGGAAUUUAUCAAACAAUACGACAAGAGAUUUUGGAUACUUUGAAAGAUGACUCUCAUCAGAAAAAAAUAGAUGAAGAUAUAUAUUUUGUAACUGAAAAUGAAGAGAAAAACCAAUAAUAAGAAUCAAUCACAAUAGAUACCCGUCUUCACUACCUUAUGAUAUGAUCAAAAUAUAUCGAUACUUUUAAUAAUCUAAUACAGGGCAAAUAUUACAUAUAUAAUAAAGUUUUAUAUAUCACUUUGUCAACAUAAUGCUGCUCAAUUAAUUGUAAUUCUGCUAAUUUUAUCGAAAUUCCUUACGUAUAGUUGUAGUACUUUAUUUAAUAGAAUACGACACUAAUAUGUAAUAUUAUUAUGCAUAUAUUACCAAAGAAAUACAAUGGUUGUAUACCCAGAGAGUACUACUUUUUAUAUUUUCUUAAAUUGUUUUGUUAUACUCGUUCCUUU
Cokeromyces recurvatus is the source of this 787-nucleotide messenger RNA. RefSeq lists its product as uncharacterized. The coding region runs from base 119 to 457 and encodes 112 amino acids. NCBI's taxonomy places the organism in Eukaryota, Fungi, Mucoromycota, Mucoromycetes, Mucorales, Mucoraceae. The record is from RefSeq and is a predicted model, not a curated record. The transcript is spliced from 3 exons.